AUGACAAAUUUUGAUGUGAUCAAGGACAUGGAUGAACGGAUUGUGAAGAGACAGAUUGGAAUACUGGAGAACAUGGAGAGAAUAAGCAACUGGAUGGUUGAGAUUGGUAAACCUACAAGCAAGAAGGACAAGAUGGUUAAAAGAUACACUAGAAGUAUUUUAAAGAGGAAGUAUAAAAGGUAUAGGAGGCUCGGUGUCUUGAAUAUUGAAGAAAAGCUUGAAGGAAAGAUAAAAAGACUCAAAGACUUCGGCCACUAUGAAUCAAGGGCACUCAAAGAGGUAGAGAUUGUGUUUAAGGAUUCAAGGCUGUAUGGGGCAGGGCUGGAGUUAGAUAAGAUCUUUAAGAAGUACACCGAUGUUCAUCUAUGUGAUGAUUAUAAGAAAUUCUUGAAGAGCAUCUGUAAACUUAAUGUGGACAAGUCUAGAUUCAGAUAUCUAGAGUAUCUAAAUGAGUUGAAGGAAUACUUGAGCGGAGUGAUCAAGAUCAAGUAUUUUGGAAUGUUCAGGAAGUUUAUGGCCUCUACACCAAGGAUUAUUGAGCGGGCAGAAGCAUGUAGUUUUAGUGAGGUAAACGGUGUAGAAGGGGUAUUUCCAAAGGUGUAUUGUGUUAAGUGUUCAAGAGAGAUUUCCAGAAGCGUAUUUGGAUACCACUUGAAGGGAAAGAGGCAUUGUAAGAAAGAAAGGGAAGAGGUUCUGUUCUGUGGCAUGCCUGUUUUGAAAGCCGAAGGAUUAAUUAAGAAAGCCCUUGAGAUUCUGGACAGAGAAAGAAGAUAUAGUAUUUCCAGGCUCUCCAGAAAGAAGAAGCGUUUAAGGAGCGAUGUUCCGAAGUGGCUAUACAAACGAGAGGAGCUGGACAUAUCAUUUGAGUGUGACAUCUGCGGAUACUCUGGAUAUGGAAGAGAUGGGUUUGAUCGGCAUUUUGGGGAAGAUUCUCACAGAAAAAGUGUAGCCAGAUAUGGAAUCAAGUAUUCUCCAGCACUCAAGGGAAUCACAAGAGUUGGGAUUCUUAUGAAGAUGAAGGAUAGAGUGGAGGAGUCUGAGAGCUAUACAGAAGAAUUUGAGGAUGGAGAUGGAAAUGUGUUUGAUAGAAGAACAUAUGAAGACCUUAAAAGGAAUAAUCUUAUCUAG
Messenger RNA from Encephalitozoon romaleae SJ-2008, 1128 nucleotides. Its product is annotated as splicing factor 3a subunit 3. Gene Ontology annotation, molecular function: RNA binding. The record is from RefSeq and is a predicted model, not a curated record. Gene Ontology annotation, cellular component: spliceosomal complex. Gene Ontology annotation, biological process: mRNA splicing, via spliceosome. Lineage: Eukaryota; Fungi; Microsporidia; Unikaryonidae. The coding region runs from base 1 to 1128 and encodes 375 amino acids. The transcript has a single exon.